Messenger RNA from Strongylus vulgaris, 386 nucleotides. Lineage: Eukaryota; Metazoa; Nematoda; Chromadorea; Rhabditida; Strongylidae. The record is from the annotation of a GenBank genome assembly.
AUGCAGAAGCUUACAUUAGAAAAUUACUUCAAUGUCUGGAAAGAUCCCGAUGAUGAUGAGCGCAUGAUUCUGGCAUUUGUGGAUGAGGAGACACGAGAAGGCAGAGCUAUGAAGAAUCUUCUUGACAAAAUUGCUGAUGAGAACUCGGAACAUGCCGGCACACUAGAGAUCGUAUUGAUUGACCCUGAUGAGUUCCCACUUAUGGUCGAUGUUUGGGAGGAUAUGUUCGGAAUCGACAUCGAAGAAGGUCCUCAGAUCGGACUUGUCGACAUAUCCGACGUGAGUUACUUGCUACUUCGUUCUUUGCUGUGUCAAUGCGUUUCUACAGGGGGGAGAAAAUUUGUAGCAAAAUUGAGCAAUAAAACACCCGCAACAUAUCAAUAACU